UAUUUGUAACCUGUUUAUCAGUCACAUUGUUUUAUUAAAGCAAGCUUGGGUGUUUGUUUCUUUUUAAAAAUGUAACCUGCAAAUUUUGUGUUUCAGAGAAAAUGUCCCUCAACUACCCUCAGGGGAUGGGGGACCAUUCUAGGGGCCUCUCCGAGCAUUCAAGACACCUUGGAGAUCAUAAUCAAGUGAUUGAUCACUCAAGACUGCUCAGUGAUCAAUAUAGAGGUUUGAUGGAGCACUCCCGUGGUCUGGAUCCAUACCGUGGAAUUAUAGAUCAUACACGAGGCUUCACCGACCCGAGAAAUCUUGAUCCGAGGAUCAUUGAUCAAUCCCGGGGACUGGGCGAUCUCUCCCGAAUGUUGAUCCCUUCCUCCCAUGCUGCUAUGUUUAAUGAUAGUGUGUAUAGAGAUCCUAAUCUUGUGAACCGAAUACCAACAACUCUUUACCCUCCGCCACAACCACAAAUACUUCCACCGGUAUAUUGUAAGGCGGAGAACCAGCUGCUGGACUACGAUGCCCGUGAGCUAGCUGAGGCUAAUCGGUGUAAUCGGGAUAAUCGGGAUAGUUUCGAGGCUCAACUUGAACCUGGUCGAAGCCUGCAGCAACAGCUUCAACAGCAGGCACAGAUUCAUCAACAUCAUCAGCAGUCACGUGAACCACAGCAACAGCCACAGCAGGCAUCUCAACCACAACUGCAGCAGGCUACUCAGCCAUCACAACCUACACAGCAACUUCCAACACAGCCGCAGCCACAACAGUACGAAGAUGAAUUUGUUGAUGAGGAUAGUGAUAUGUCUAGUGAGGAGGGGUUAGGGGAGAUGAUGUGUAUAGAACCUGAGUUUAAUUAUAUUAAACCAGAAACUGAUCCAGAUCACAAUGAUGAAUCCAAUCAACCAACUGAUGAGAAGGAUGGAAAAGAAGAUUCAUCUUGCAAGGAUGAAACUGAACUCAAGCAGGAAUCAAACCUACCUGGAGAACCUAUCAAGAGAGGGAUUAGAGUUGGGAGCAAGGUUUCCUUCAAGUGUGGAGAAUGUGACCAAAUGUUUCCUGAGAAACGAAAUCUAUAUCUGCACAGGAGAGCUGAGCAUAAUCCUAAAUAUCCGUGUGAACAAUGCGAGUUUGCAACAUCAGAAGUUUCAGCGUUGAAGAAACACAGACUUAGUGUGCAUGAGAAGAUCAAGCAUAUGUGUGAAGAAUGCAGUUUCCUAGCUUCCAGUGUUACCGUUCUCAGAGAGCAUCGGCUUACCCAGCAUGUGAAAAUCAAGCAUCCCUGUAAUCUAUGCACUUUUGUCACGUUUGGAAAACGAAAUCUAAAGCGACACAUGAUGAAGAUGCAUGAAGGUUUCAUACCCAACACGCUCUUCUCAUGUGAUCAAUGUGAGUUUACAGCACCAUAUUCAUUCUGUAUAAAAGAGCACAAACAAACUGCACAUGAAGGAAAACAAUUUAAAUGUGCACAUUGUGAGUUUGUAACUCUACAAAAGACAAGUCUGAUAGCUCACAGGAAAAGUGUACAUUUGAAUGAAUCUCGAGAGGAGAAGAUAUACCCGUGCAAUCAGUGUGAUUAUGUUGGAACACACUUGGGUAACCUGAACGCACACAUACGAACCAAACACGAGGGUAUAAAACCAAACAAACAGUUUCCUUGUCCUCACUGUGACUAUGUUGGAACCUACAAAUGCAAUUUAAAUUCUCAUGUAAAAACUCAACAUGAGGGAAUCAAAUCUACUAAACUCUUCCCUUGUGAGAUUUGUAACUACGUAGCAACAUACAAAAGUAACUUGAAAGCUCACGUAAAAGCUAGACAUGAAGGCAUUAAAUCUGACAAAAUAUUUCCAUGUGACAAGUGCCAAUAUGUCAGCUCAUACAAGAGCAACCUCAGCUCGCACAUAAAAAGCCAGCACGAAGGCAUCAAGUCGACAAAAAUUUACUCAUGUCCCCAAUGUGAAUAUGUUGGGUCAUACAAGUGUAAUUUGAAUGAGCACAUAAAAAGAAAACAUGGCGGUAAACCUGAAGAACAAAUGUCCAUUGCUUCCAUUGCAGAACUUAUUCAGGAAAAUUGAUUUGGUUGUAAAUAAGAACAUUUAUUUGAAAUCAGUUUUGUAACGCUAAGUUGAUUUAACUAAAAUUGUAUAAUAACUUGUCCAUAGAUUUCUUUUUGUAAUUGAUCUGAAUGAUUUUAUAGUUAAUUUAACGAAAACUUUUAAAUAUUUUACAAUGAUAUUAAACCUUUGCAGUAUUUAAUAGCAUUAAUAGACUUUUACUUAAGUAUGCAAGUAAAGUGCAAAAUCAGCAAUGAAUAUCAACAAUUUAACUUAAUAAUCUGGAGAUUAGUUUCCUGCUUUUAUUAACGAUGGUUGACGGUCUAUUAUUAUUAUUAUCGUUGUCCUACUCCAAAAAUGAAAGUAUCUGAUAAUACGUUAAAAGAACAUCUUGAAACUAAAUUCACAAAUACGAUAUCAAAAUUCAAAGAUUGGAAACUUAAUUCUUAGAUCUGGAAUCCAAAUCUUAAAUAUGUGGAAUCUCAAUACAUAAAUUUUGAAACUAAAUUCGUAGAUUUGGAAACUAAACUCAUAGAUUCUGUACUUUUAGUACAUUGAGUUGGAUAAAAUUUAUAUUUAUGUAAUUAAUUACCUGCAGGGUAAACCCAACACGGGACAUCGAAGAAGAAGUAAAUUCUUGACCCCGAGAAUCAUAACACAAAAUUUCUAACAUUUGCUAAAAAUGCUAAUCUGUAUAUAUAUAAAUAUAGUUAUUUGAUUGUAAAAACAGAUGUUUAGACAAAGAAAUAGAUAAAAUAGAUGUAAUGGUGUUUGAGUCUAAAUCUGAUCUUUAUGAUAAUAUUAAUGAUACAUGUUAAUGUAAAUUCCAAGAAUCUCUGACAACUGUAAAAUACUCGAUGAUGUAAAAAAUGAAAACAGAUUUUUUUCACAGCCUAUUUUUUUGUAAAACUGCCCGAUAUUGAAUAUGGUUUUUAAACCUGAGACCGAUUUAAAGAAUUUGAGUCGCGGCUCAAAUAUGGUUGGUUCCACUUAAAAUUCUAUUCAAUUUUUUAAGAUUUAAGC
This is a messenger RNA of Eurytemora carolleeae, 3065 nucleotides long. RefSeq names its product transcriptional repressor CTCF. The coding region runs from base 102 to 2063 and encodes 653 amino acids. The transcript has 6 exons. NCBI's taxonomy places the organism in Eukaryota, Metazoa, Arthropoda, Copepoda, Calanoida, Temoridae. Gene Ontology annotation, biological process: regulation of transcription by RNA polymerase II. Gene Ontology annotation, cellular component: chromosome. The record is from RefSeq and is a predicted model, not a curated record. Gene Ontology annotation, molecular function: chromatin insulator sequence binding.